AAAUAAAUUCUACUGGCAGUGGAUGGUGUAUUGAGACUAUACUUUUCAAUAUUUUGUCUGCUGAACUGAUUUACAUUAUAUUUUGAAUAUGUAGUGAAAUGUGUAAAAAUGCUAGCAUAAAUCGAAAUAUUUGGUAUUUCGAUUAGAUUUGAAAGAAUCUUGUGCAUUGGUUGUUUAGGGAAUCCUGUUGAACCAUCGUAUAAAUCUGAUUGUUAAAAUGUCGGGCGAUCACAAAACGUUGAUUAAAGGUAGCCCUUCGCAGUAUGUUAAGUUGAAUGUGGGCGGGACGCUAUUCUACACAACUAUUGGCACGCUUACCAAAAGCGAUAACAUGCUUAGGACGAUGUUCAGUGGCAGGAUGGAAGUACUCACAGAUUCGGAAGGUUGGAUACUCAUUGAUCGUUGCGGAAAGCAUUUCGGCACAAUACUAAAUUACCUGCGCGAUGGUACAGUGGCACUGCCAGACAGUUAUCGUGAAAUAAUGGAACUCCUUGCGGAAGCUAAAUACUUCCUCAUAGAGGAACUGACUGAUUCCUGCCAACAAGCAUUAGCUAAGAAGGAAAGAGAAGCGGAACCUAUCUGCAGAGUUCCCUUGAUUACUUCCCAUAAAGAAGAACAAUUGCUCAUAAUGUCAACCUCAAAGCCUGUAGUAAAGCUUCUAAUAAACAGGCACAAUAACAAAUAUUCCUACACAAGUACAUCUGAUGAUAACCUGUUGAAGAACAUAGAAUUGUUUGACAAACUAUCUCUGCGCUUUAGUGGCCGUGUGCUCUUCAUAAAGGAUGUGAUAGGUUCCAAUGAAAUCUGUUGCUGGUCAUUCUUUGGACAUGGCAAGAAAUGUGCAGAAGUUUGCUGCACCUCCAUUGUGUAUGCUACUGACAAAAAGCAUACAAAAGUUGAAUUCCCAGAAGCUAGAAUAUAUGAAGAGACUCUUGGAAUUUUAUUAUAUGAGAGCAGAAAUGGUCCUGAUCAAGAUUUAAUACAGGCAACAUCAUCCCGCGGCGCUGUUGGUGGACUCUCCUGCACUAGUGAUGAGGAGGAGGAGCGGUCGGGACUCGCGCGCCUGAGGUCCAAUAAGCAGAAUAAUCAAUCUUAGCGGUUACAGUCGGGCUUGGCGCGCCUUCGAAGCUCGAAACGGACUAAUGUCUGAUACCAGGCUGGCUACUUUUUGCCAUUUUGCUGGCUGCCUUGCUUCGGUCUGUAGACUUUACUGAGCUGUGUCCUUCAUUGGCCAUUCAGACCUCUUUCUAAGGCUCUCUUUAAUGUGAACAAAUGAUAAUGGCAUGAGGCAUUUAUGAUUAUAGUCAGAUCAUACUAUGGACAACUUUCUGCUAAUACUAUCUGUGUCUGUUCUGUGUAUAGUGAGUAUAUUAUGACAGGUGAAGUAAAUAUGAGACAAUUUAAAAGUGCAAGUAAAGUUGCAGCAAACAUAACUUAGAUUCUUGAUCCUGUCCAUACCCCAAGAGGUGUGUGAGACCUUGUGUAAAAUUAAAAUUGUGGUUGAUGUCUAGUAUACGAUUCAUACUAUGUAUUUGAUGAAUUCUUCAGUAUUUGUUGUUCAUGUGUAAAAUUGUUAAAUGUAAUGUAAAUGCUGACAUGAUCAUGCCAAGUGGCAGGUGUAUGGAUGUAUGGUGGAAAUAAAAAUGUACAUUGAUUAGUGUUGCAUGAUAUGUUUAUAAAAGUGUAGAAUAGUGAAAUGUACUAUCUAAGAUUCUAUGUGAAACAAUGUGUACAAUCUUGCAGUACAUCUAUGUCGUAAUUCUAAUGUUAAAAUGUAAUUUUACGCUUAUUGUCACACUUACACAGCUCAAGUGAUUUGCCAAAUCAAUGUUGUUUAGUAUUAGAAUCUUGUUCCUGAUGCAUCUCUAGUGGAUGAAGCUCAUAAUUUAAUACAAACUAUUGUUUAUAAGAUUUGUUUCUGCCUUCAUUCUGGUGUAAAGGUGUAAAUUUGGUGGGUGUUAUUCAAUUAUUGCAAAUGAAUCAUAUCAAUAAUAGAUUACUGCACUUUAACAACUUUAUUAUUAGUGCCACAUAAUGGGAUUUAUAUACCUGUAAAUAUGGCAUAUAAUUAUGUAGUCUUGAAUAGGAUAUAAAUAAUAUAUUCGACAAAUUCUUACACUGUUGUAUUCUGAGUGUUAUGGUGUUUAAGAUUUUGCCAAAUUAUUUAGCUAAUGUGAUUUAGUUGUCUGAGAAUAUUGAUGCAAAAGUGUAUGGAAUGGUAUUGAGAGGUUAUUCAGAUUAUUAAGCACAGUCUAGUCUGAUAUUUAUUGUUCCAUUUGACUUUGUAAUGAAAUGUUAGGUAAUAGUGCAUAGCACAUGUCUUUAUAAAUAAAUGGCGUACAAAUAAAGCUCUUUGUUAACGAGGGAACGCAACUCGUAAGUCGUUUAUACACGGUUGCCUCGUGAAUGAAGCGCCAAAUGUGGGUAGCCGCGGAUGUACUAAGUGUAUUUAUUGUGAAGAUGUGGGUGUCGUACUUUUCUAAUGUGACAUGCACUUUCCAUACAGUGCAUAUAUUAAAUAUUUUACAAGUUAUUAGUGUCAGACUGCAAAGACAAUGAAAUUUCGUAUUAUAAAAUGUAGUUAUAUUAAUAAGCAAGAUAACAUGAGAGGCUAAUUAAAUUGGUCACUGUACAAAAUAAGUUUGAGCAUGGAUUCCUUCCUAGUACAUCGCAAGACUGGUUUCAUUAUGACAGAGAAGCCAUUUAAAUUAUUAUUGUAAAAUUUAUUACACUUAUAACUUGUUAUAUCCUUGCAAAAUAUAAUAUGCUCACUGUUUAGCUGUC
Trichoplusia ni (cabbage looper) is the source of this 2784-nucleotide messenger RNA. RefSeq names its product BTB/POZ domain-containing adapter for CUL3-mediated RhoA degradation protein 3. The record is from RefSeq and is a predicted model, not a curated record. Gene Ontology annotation, biological process: protein homooligomerization. The coding region runs from base 218 to 1096 and encodes 292 amino acids. Lineage: Eukaryota; Metazoa; Arthropoda; Insecta; Lepidoptera; Noctuidae. The transcript is spliced from 3 exons. Gene Ontology annotation, molecular function: protein binding.